GCCUUCCUUUCUGAUUGUCGCUAUCAUUGUUACUGGUCAUCAUCACGAAGGGGGGACCAGGGUUAAGGGACCAUUGAACGGGACGCGCAGCUUCUCCGAGGGACUUCCCCGGCUGACGUUCGGUUUUUCGUUUAAAAGCGGACGCGGCUACACGAUGGCUGUCCAGUUUCACUUUUGACACGCGCUCUAACGGUGUCAAUCACCAUGACGUCGUCCUUCUGCUUCCAUCGUGUUGUCGCGUUCUGCACCUUGGUACUUUACCUUAGCUUCCUCGAGCACGCGGUGCUCGCUGCUCCCGUCGAUAGCACGAAUUUCGUCAACGCAACCGAGUACCCGAGAAUCGUCAGCCGGGAGGAAUGGGGGGCCAGGGAACGUAAGGACGUCCAGAUACUGCCAGUGACGCCGACGCCGUAUGUCGUGGUCCACCACGGCGGUACACGCACCUACUGCCGGGACCAAGAGUCGUGCUCGGCGAUCGUGAGGUCCUACCAAAACUAUCACAUGGAUGAUCGUGGGUGGUGGGAUAUCGGCUACAACUUCCUUAUCGGCGAGGACGGCAACGCGUACGAGGGCCGCGGUUGGAAUUACGUUGGCGCGCACGCACCCGGAUACAACACCCAGAGCAUCGGCAUUUGCGUGAUAGGAGACUUCAGUGAUUUUUUGCCGAACUCGGCCGCCCUGAACACGCUGAACGCGCUGAUAGACUGCGGAGUGUCACUUGGCAAGAUUAGCGACAAGUACAACGUGAUCGGCCACCGGCAGGCGCGCAACACGGAAUGCCCUGGCAAGAGCUUUUACGAGUAUGUAACCAAUCUUCCUCGCUGGACCUCGAAGCCGAUACCGAUUCAUUCGAACACUAACGGCAUCUCGAGCUCGACGGUGUAAAAAAACGACACGUCGAACAACACGCCAACAUCACUCAAAUAGGAAAUCAUCCGCGUGAAACAGGCCGGAUUCACGCUGAUUCCUAACCCAAUAUGAAGCGCAGGCUUGAUGUAACGGGAGAUUGCAGGUACAGCGAUGUAAGAAAGUUAUCUUGUUCUUGUUGGGAAAGCUGCAUUCGCUGCAAGAAAGCUGCUUUCUUUCUAUCUUGCGUCCUUGUGAGCUCUUUUUGUAGAAAUAUGUAAAGAUCGUUCUACAUUAGUCGCAAGCGAUUGAUCACACAUCCAUAUUGUCGCAAGUCGUACGAGUCUUGCGAUUUGAGCUUUUACAUUGCAAUCGUCACUUAGCCAAUCACAGAAAAGAAUCGUUGUGCCGUGACAACAGAGCUCGACGCAAGUUUCAGAUUUGAUCAAAGCUUGCGACCGGAAGUAGUACUUCAUGCUUGCUUGCGACUAAUGUAGAACGACCUUUAGAAAAAGGUCUGACGGACUCGCGGAUAAUUAUGGGAGAAUUGUGUUCUUCCUUUUCCAUUUUUAAUAGUCGUAUAAGUCGUAUACAGUUAAAAGAGAGUAAUCGCUUAUGCUGUUAAUGGCAUAAUAUAUUGUCCCAAUAUAUUAGAUAUCGAAUAACCGCUGCUACCUCUCGCGGCUGUCAUCAUGAAACGUUCUCGUCGCCGUUUCAAGAAAAAUGGCUCUCUCUCUCUUUGUCUGCCUUGCAAAGGUAAUCCCCCGAAGUAUCGCGCGUCCUCGUGCCAGAUCCCCUUCUUCGUACAAACUUAUACGAUAUGCGUAUAACAGUUAAGGUCAAUGUCAUGAGUUAAAUCCUCGUUAACGUUUCAAGUACUUAUAUUUUAGGUGAAUUAUUUCGAGACGAAAGUAUUCUAGCGACUAAGUAACUAUAAAAAUAAAAUGUUUGUCGUAACGAAACGCAAAAAAGAUCAGAGUUAGUGUUGUGCCGGUUUACGUUCUAAGGUCACGGUCGUCACGUUUAAUUAGUAACGAUGAUAAUGAAAGUAUCGCACAACGCGCGUGCUGCACGAUUCUCUCUUUCUUCUCUCUUUAUAAUAUUUUUACAAAACUUACAAAAUUUGCCAAAAAAACUGACCUGCUUGGAUCCUGUCUCGAAUUCGCAGCACGCGAAACCAGUUGUCGAACCGACUUCAGGUAAUAAUUCUGCAAAAAAGAAUACACAAGAUAUCAUUCGUCAGUCGAUCAUGAAGAUUGAUCGUUUUCCGCAAAAAACUACAUUGGAAAACGCAGUUUCGCCGGACACGAGAAAUCGAUAAGAUAAUCAGUAUUGCGCAUAAAAUAACAGAACGUAGUCGUAGAGCUUCUCAUUACUUUUAUCCUCGCGUAAUGUUUUUCAAACGAAGUUCACGCAACAAGACGAGACGAGAACUGUGUCGCAAAAUUUUACAGUCGCAUAUAGUGUGUAUAUUUAACGUAUUUAUUAAGUACAAUAGCUCACUACUUGUUAAUCGAGCUAAGCAAUCCAGCGUCAAUCAAGACGUAUUGCGUAUUGUUGUCAUAGAUUUUGCGUGUCGUAUGAUUGAUCAGUUUAGAGAUUCGUUAAUGUAACACGAGCGUAUAUUCCUGAAAGACCUUGUUCCUUUUCAGCAGUACAACCACUUAGCGACGUACUAGCUCCUGUGUAUUUUAUUGUUUGCAUAUCAUACUCUUUGAAAUAUAAACGUUUGAAAUACAAGCGAUUAUUGCAACGUUUCGCAGUCGCCAUCAUGUUGCAACUUGUAAUACAUUUGCAACAGGCGCGGCUAUCUGUAUAUCGCAGUAUUUGUUGGAUAAUGAAAUAAAUAUUUAUUAUAAUACAAUUAAUUAAAUUAA
This is a messenger RNA of Ooceraea biroi (clonal raider ant), 2723 nucleotides long. RefSeq names its product peptidoglycan-recognition protein SC2. Lineage: Eukaryota; Metazoa; Arthropoda; Insecta; Hymenoptera; Formicidae. The record is from RefSeq and is a predicted model, not a curated record. Gene Ontology annotation, molecular function: N-acetylmuramoyl-L-alanine amidase activity; zinc ion binding. Gene Ontology annotation, biological process: peptidoglycan catabolic process.